This is a messenger RNA of Durio zibethinus, 1152 nucleotides long. RefSeq names its product WRKY family transcription factor (gene WRKY12). Gene Ontology annotation, molecular function: sequence-specific DNA binding; DNA-binding transcription factor activity. The record is from RefSeq and is a predicted model, not a curated record. Lineage: Eukaryota; Viridiplantae; Streptophyta; Magnoliopsida; Malvales; Malvaceae. Gene Ontology annotation, biological process: regulation of DNA-templated transcription.
AUAAGAGAAAUGAUAUAUGUGUCCCCUUGAACCAGCUUACCUACACAAGCAUCAAAAGAAUUUCGGAAAGCAGUUGCUGUGUGGAAGUCUUUUGCACGCUCAACAAGACGAGAAGGGAAUAAUUUCCAUGAGUAACAUUCCAUCUAGCGUUUACUAGUUGACCAGAGGACUGAGUCUCUCGUGGAUGUGUGGAACACAAAUCCAAGACCGCUCUAUUUCUGCGGCAAUAGGACCUACCAAGUUGCUAUACAAUUACGAAAACUUGCAAGCAAUCCUGCGAUAAGCAAAAGAGGAUCAGCAGAAGGAGUUGGAGGAGGAGGAGAAGAGCUUCUUUGGGUUUUGAAAGAAAUGGAAGGAGAGAGAGGAGUCCCGAAUUAUGAGCUACAAGUUUCCUUCUCAACUCCACAGGCGAUCCACGAAAUGGGGUUUGUACAAUUUGAGGAAAACCAGGUCUUGAGUUUCUUGGCUCCCGCACAGUCUUCUCAUCAAAUAUCUCAGCCUUUAAACGCCGCCACCAAUAGUAAUAGUACCAAUUCCACCGCCAUGGGGUUUGGUCAUAACGAUCAGGUAGGGACCUUAGAUCCCAAACUUGUAAAUGACGAGAACUGCGCCAGUAACGCCAACGAUGGAAAUAAUAAUUCAUGGUGGAGGAGCUCAGCCUCAGAUAAGACCAAAGUGAAGGUUAGGAGAAAGCUUAGAGAACCAAGGUUUUGUUUCCAAACGAGAAGUGAUGUUGAUGUGCUGGACGACGGUUACAAAUGGAGGAAAUACGGGCAGAAGGUUGUCAAAAACAGCCUUCAUCCAAGAAGUUAUUAUCGCUGUACGCACAACAACUGUAGAGUGAAGAAGAGGGUUGAACGAUUGUCAGAGGAUUGUCGAAUGGUGAUAACAACUUAUGAAGGUAGACACAACCACUCUCCCUGUGAUGACUCAAAUUCAUCUGAGCAUGAAUGCUUUACAUCUUUCUAAUAAAUAGGAUUCAGAAAACCAAAACAAUAUAUUAAAUGUUAUGAAUAGAAUGUAUUAUCUUUUGGCAUCUUUAUCCAAAUAGUGAUUUGAGGGCUUCUCUUAUGGUAAUCAAAUUGGAGACAGGAAAUGCCUUAAGUAUUUUAUAUAACUUCUAGAUAUAUGGUCAAUAUGAUCUUAUGUUUC